Messenger RNA from Triticum dicoccoides, 1338 nucleotides. RefSeq lists its product as uncharacterized. The transcript has 5 exons. NCBI's taxonomy places the organism in Eukaryota, Viridiplantae, Streptophyta, Magnoliopsida, Poales, Poaceae. The coding region runs from base 1 to 630 and encodes 209 amino acids. The record is from RefSeq and is a predicted model, not a curated record.
AUGUCCGACGGCGCGAUGGAGAAGAGGCUAGGGCUUGCUCAUAGUCUGAACUUUAGGCCGGCGUUCUGCUUGAGGUCGUCAGUUUUGCUCCCUUGCCGUCGAGAGCGACGAGACGGUGACAAGUCCGACGGCGGCGGCCGGACGGCCGCGGCGUCGCUGGACGUUCGACUAUGCUCUGUUUUUCCUUUCUGCGUCAGCUCUGUUGCUCAGAAAUACUCACAGAGUAGAAGGGAAGAGAGACUUGUUCUGCCGUGCCUUCUUCACGGCAGACGAGCCGCGUCCCUAGACACCCCGCCCACCCACAGCGAUGAACCCAGGGAUGAACCCAGGGAUGAAAGGCGGCGACCACCGCAUGCUGUAUCUCUGUCGCACCAGUUGUAUCGCUGCCAUGUGCUUCGUCGCAGCACCCCAUCGCCGUCGCGGCAUCAGACGUCGCCGCAGCAACAGCAGCAGCAGAAGGUCACCCGGCGUCGGCUAGGGUAUCGGGCGUUGCCUCCAGCUCCGACGGCCACCGCAGCAGAGGAGAGGUGCAAGGGCGAGUUCGGUGAGGAAGCACCACCACCAUGGACGACACCGGCGGCCAUGGGCUGGCCCUCCUGUCCUACUACUCAUCUGCAGCAGAGGAGAUGAGCUGCUGUAGCUAACGGGGUGCACAUGACCAGGACCAGCAGCAGCCAUGGACGGAGGGGAGAACGACGCCCAGCAGCAGCAGCAGCUCAACCGGAGUUGCAAUGAAGCCUCGCCGGAGUUACAAUGGAGCAACGCGGGUCCGCCGAAAACAUAGCUGGCGCUGCAAUGAAACCCCGCCGGAGUUGCAAUGGAGCUUCGUCGGACGCGCCGGUGUUGUGUUGGAGCUUCGCCGGAGUUGCAUUGAAGCUUCACUGGAGCCAGCGGUGCUGCAUUGGAGCUCCUCCGGGGCUGCAAUGGAGCUUCGCCGGAGACGUCGAUGCUGCGUUGGAGCUCCGCCGGGGGCUGCAAUGGAGCUUCGCCGGAAGCGUCGGCGCACUGGUGCUGCGUUGGAGCAUGGAGGUGGUGCGAUGGAGAUACAAGUCUGGGAGGGGGCUGUCCUCGUGGAUAUGCAGCAAGAGGAGGAAGACAGGCUGCGAGCCUAUGGAUCAACCGGCUCGUGUGCCUUAAUCGAACGGCUCCUCAGGGGAUGAUAUUUUGCAGAUAUCAUCCGGUUGAUUUGUAGCAUUGGCCAUUCUAUAUACAUCAAGCUGGGUAAAAUUCCCACGCCCCGGGCCUGAGCCCUGAGUGCCCGGGGCCCAGCUCCGCCCUUGUAUGAGGCGAGUUUGAGACGCCCGGUUGUAGAUGCAUUUAUAUCAUAAAUUGUUUCUA